AAAAGAGUUUGAAACACCAUUUCAAAUCCCAAAUCCCCCCAAACCCUCUUCUUCCACCGGAACCCUAAAAAUGACAGCAGCGGUGCCACCACUUACCGGCAGAGAGCUCUCAAAUCCGCCGUCCGACGGUAUCUCCAAUCUUCGUUUCUCCAACCACUCCGACAAUCUACUCGUUUCCUCAUGGGACAAAAUCGUUCGGUUGUAUGAUGCGAGUGAAAAUGUGUUGAGAGGAGAGUUUACACAUGGAGGUGCUGUUCUUGAUUGUUGCUUUCAUGAUGACAAUUCUGGUUUCAGUGCUAGUGCUGAUAAUACUGUCAGGAGGCUUGUUUUCAAUCAACAGAGGGAGGAUAUACUUGGCCGUCAUGAUGCUCCUGUUCGAUGUAUUGAAUACUCUUAUGGGACAGGGCAAGUGAUAAGUGGCAGUUGGGACAAAACCCUAAAGUGUUGGGAUCCAAGAGGUGCAAGUUCACAGGAGCGGACUCUAGUAGGUACAUACACUCAACCAGAACGUGUCUAUUCUCUGUCUCUCGUUGGGAACCGUGUCGUAGUCGCAACCGCAGGCCGUCAUGUUAACGUUUAUGAUUUGAGGAACAUGUCUCAACCCGAACAACGAAGGGAAUCUUCCUUGAAAUACCAAACUAGAUGCGUACAAUGUUAUCCCAAUGGAACAGGAUAUGCUCUUAGUUCUGUGGAGGGCCGUGUUGCAAUGGAGUUUUUUGAUCUUACCGAGGCCGGUCAAUCCAAAAAAUACGCAUUCAAGUGUCACAGGAAAUCAGAAGCGGGAAGAGACAUUGUCUACCCUGUAAACACCAUUGCUUUUCACCCUGUUUAUGGGACAUUUGCUACAGGCGGGUGCGACGGUUUUGUCAAUGUUUGGGACGGAAAUAACAAAAAGAGACUGUAUCAGUACUCGAAGUACCCUACAAGCAUUGCUGCUUUAUCAUUCAGCAGAGACGGUCGACUAUUGGCUGUUGCAUCCAGUUACACAUAUGAAGAGGGAGACAAACCUCAUGAACCAGAUGCUAUCUUUGUUCGUAGUGUGAACGAAGUCGAAGUGAAGCCAAAACCUAAAGUUUACCCUAAUCCCGCUACAUAAUUGGAACUACUUUAUGAUAUGAAUGUGACUUUGUCAUCUAGUUUAGCAAAAUAUCUUUAGAAACUGAUGGUCAAGUGCCGUUCAAGUCAGGGUGUUAAGAUACUUGUGUGCAAUUGCUGGCUAGUGUAAGAUGUCUAAAAAACUUAAGUGGGUUUGAUUUAUUAUAAUGUUUGUUUAUAUAUUUUUAGGUCAUAUUGACGUUGAUGGUCAAAAGAUUGUUGACAUUGAUGGUCAAAAGAUUGUUGCA
Messenger RNA from Helianthus annuus (common sunflower), 1343 nucleotides. RefSeq names its product mitotic checkpoint protein BUB3.1. Gene Ontology annotation, cellular component: phragmoplast; mitotic checkpoint complex; bub1-bub3 complex. The transcript is spliced from 9 exons. Bases 71 to 1096 code for a protein of 341 amino acids. Gene Ontology annotation, molecular function: ubiquitin binding. Gene Ontology annotation, biological process: mitotic spindle assembly checkpoint signaling. Lineage: Eukaryota; Viridiplantae; Streptophyta; Magnoliopsida; Asterales; Asteraceae. The record is from RefSeq and is a predicted model, not a curated record.